GGGUCACUGCAAGGCCAUGCAGAAGCAUGCUAAAUCCUGCAGUGACAAAAUUCCUAAAAGGGUUUUGAGGGAACAUGAAAUGGCAGCAAAGUGGAAGGAGGCAGACAGUGGGGAAGAAGAAUGCCGGUCCCAGCCCAGAAGCAUCAGCGAAAGCUUCCUCACUGUGAAAGGCGCCGCGCUCUUCCUGCCGCGAGGAAAUGGCUCCUCCGCUCCCCGCAUCAGCCACCGGCGCAACAAGCACGCAGGGGAUCUCCAGCAGCACCUGCAGGCCAUGUUCAUACUGCUGCGCCCAGAAGACAACAUCCGCCUGGCUGUGAGACUGGAAAGCACAUACCAGAACCGCACGAGAUACAUGGUGGUGGUGUCCACUAACGGCAGACAAGACACCGAGGAGAGCAUUGUCCUGGGGAUGGAUUUCUCCUCCAACGACAGUAGCACUUGUACGAUGGGUUUGGUGCUGCCGCUGUGGAGCGACACCUUGAUCCACCUGGAUGGGGAUGGCGGCUUCAGCGUAUCGACAGACAACAGGGUUCAUAUAUUCAAGCCAGUAUCUGUGCAGGCAAUGUGGUCUGCCCUGCAGAGUUUGCACAAGGCUUGUGAGGUAGCCCGGAGUAACAACUACUACCCGGGGAGCCUCUUCCUUACGUGGGUCAGUUACUAUGAGAGCCAUAUCAACUCCGACCAGUCUUCGGUCAACGAGUGGAAUGCCAUGCAAGACGUGCAGUCCCACCGGCCCGACUCGCCUGCCCUCUUCACCGAUGUCCCAACAGAGCGGGAGCGCACAGAACGGCUGAUUAAGACCAAGUUAAGGGAGAUUAUGAUGCAGAAGGAUUUGGAGAACAUCACGUCCAAAGAGAUACGCACGGAGCUGGAGAUGCAGAUGGUGUGUAACCUGCGGGAGUUCAAAGAGUUCAUCGACAAUGAAAUGAUAGUGAUCCUCGGGCAGAUGGACAGCCCCACUCAGAUAUUCGAUCAUGUCUUUUUGGGCUCCGAGUGGAACGCCUCCAAUUUGGAAGACUUGCAGAACAGAGGGGUGCGGUAUAUUUUGAAUGUGACUCGAGAAAUAGAUAACUUCUUCCCAGGGGUCUUCGAAUAUCAUAAUAUUCGGGUAUAUGAUGAAGAAGCAACAGAUCUUCUGGCUUACUGGAAUGAUACCUACAAAUUCAUCUCCAAGGCAAAGAAAAAUGGUUCUAAGUGCCUGGUGCACUGCAAGAUGGGCGUGAGCCGCUCGGCGUCCACCGUGAUCGCCUACGCCAUGAAGGAGUACGGCUGGAACCUGGACCGCGCGUACGACUACGUGAAGGAGCGGCGCACCGUCACCAAGCCCAACCCCAGCUUCAUGCGGCAGCUCGAGGAGUACCAAGGGAUCCUGCUGGCCAGCAAGCAGCGGCACAACAAACUGUGGCGCUCGCACUCAGACAGUGACCUGUCUGACCAUCAUGAACCCAUCUGCAAGUCCGGGCUGGAACUGAACAAAAAGGAGAUCACCACCUCUGCUGACCAGAUCUCAGACGCCAAGACCAACGACAACCAGCAACCAAUGUCUCCUGUCUACCCAGCUGAGCUGGACAGGGAACAGCAGCAUCCAGAGGAUGCAAACCUGAUCGAGGAGCCAUGUGUGAAAGAGAGAAGGGUUCACCUGGAGUUUACGUGUAGAGACUUCCACGCUGAGCAGAUAGAGGACAAGCUGAACCUAAACAAUAUCAAUGGCUGUCCAGUAGGUUGUUGCGUGGACUCUAUCCCCCCUGAUAACUGCCAUGCUUCUGAGGCCUUAAUGCAACUCCAGCACCCCUUGGAAAUAACGGAGUUUCCUGAUUUGACAGUGGAUGAUUUAGAAAAAGAUGCUCUAAAGCCUGAUAUGAAUGUGCAUUUGCUUCCCAUGGAAGAAUUCACUACGUGCUUUCCUCAGUCUCCAAACCAGAAUUCCCCAAGUCCCCAACAGGUUCCCCAGCCUGAAGUGUCAGAGCUCAGUACAGAUAGGAUUGAUUUCUUCAGCGCUUUGGAGAAAUUUGUGGAGCUUUCCCAGGAGAGCAGGUCACGCACCUGCUCCCAUUCCAGGACAGAGGAGCAAGGAGGUGGAAGGAAUGGGAUCUCCAAGGGGUCUACUCUGGAGGUGCCACCUGCUGCCGAUGGGGCUACAGAUACUCAAAGGAGCAGCUCUGGAAACUCUCCUCAAGCAUCAGAUGACUCUUCCACUGAUGAAGAACAACAAAAGGAGGUCCCCGAGCUGCCUGGCACAGACCAUCUCACAAGAUCCCCCUCAGAAAAUGCAAUUUCUGUGAAGGAAAUUAUCACAGAAAUUGAGUCGAUCAACCAGGGAGCAGGACCUGCCCAGCAGAAAGAGGGUUCUACAAACCAUACCCAGACACCAAAGCGGAACACGGUGCACGAGCUGCCGGUGGAGGUGGCCUGGACAUCAGAGAGGCUGGAGCAGAGCGAAGGAGCCUGUGCUGGACACCAGGAGAAGGAGAAGGACCCUCUGCAAGCUGAGCAGGAAGGUGGCUCCUCACUGCAGCUCCCUCCCUGCAAAUGGGACCUGGAGGGAAGCAGCCCAGCGGCAGAGCAGCACGAGCCUCGCGAGCAGAACGUCGCCCCCGAGCCCAAGUGGUGCCCGGGCUCUGUCCGACGGGCCACGCUGGAGUUCGAGCGCUUGAGACAGGAGCAGGAGCAUCAGCACGCCAGCCCGGGCUGCGCGCCGCCCGCGCGCAAGAACUCCAGGAACGACUCUCCUGCCGCCGAGCUCCUGCCGCGCGGGAAGAGCGAGGAGCCGGAGCCGGCCCCGGAGAGCGACAAGGUGCCGAGUCCCAUCGCUGUGGAGCUGCCGCCUCCUGGGGCAGAGCAGCCUGCGGAGCGGCCUCCCUCCCUGCCUGCUGCCUCUGCUGCCCGCGAGCUGCGGCUGGAGCAGGAGGCGACAGCUCACGAGCGCAGGACCGUGGUCUCGUUCGACGGCACGGAGGAGCCAGCUCUGCCCUCCCUCCUCCCAAAGAGAAUCGAGAUCAUUGAGUACACCCCCACGCUCAAGCCUGCGGAGCAGGGCGGGCUGGGCCCAGCCGUCCCUCCUCUGGAUGAAAACUUGAAUCCCUCCUUGUGCUCCGAGAAGGUCCCUACCUGUCUCCAAGCUCUGAUGCUGGCGACUCUUUCGCCGCGGCCGAGCAGCGAGGACGCGGCCGGGCAGCGCGACGAGGACGUGGCCCUUCUGGACAUCUCCUUCCUGUGCUACGGCCUCCCGCACAGCUCCAGCAGCCGCAGCGUGGAGGAGCGCGGGGACAGCCCCGGGCUCGUCAAGCAGCGGGCAAAGGAAAUAGAGGCCCGGAUCCGGCACGCGGGGCUCACCACGCCAUCCCACAUGAAACGCUCGGCGUCCUUGGCCAAGCUGGACUGCCUGGAUCUCUCCAAGGACGACUUAUCCGAGAGGGAAUCAGCCUCUUCCAACGCCAACCCGGUGCUUCUCACCUGCGUCGCACUCGGCCGAAGCUUUUGCAGGGGGACGUCGGAGGGGGGCUUAGAAGUCCCCUGUGAAAAGCACUGCGAUGCCUCCCUGCCCGCCCUGCAGGACCCAAAACCCACCAAGCAUUUUGUAGAACAGCUAAGAACGACAGAGUGCAUUGCCCAGAGCAAGCCGGUGGAGCGGCCCUUAGCUCAGUACGCCAAAGAGUGCGGCUCGAGCCAGCAGGGCCCGUUCCCCGGUGCGGAUCCCGCGUGGACUAGCUCCGGAGAGGGUCCCCCGCUGCUCCCCGGGCACCUCGUGGACUCCUUGUCCCCAGCCCCAAGCAUUGCUGUCGCACCCCGACAGCAGCACGGGAGAACUCACCCUCUGAGGAGACUCAAAAAGACCAAUGAUAAAAAGCGGACAACCAAUCCACUCUAUAAUACAAUGUGAUUCUGAGCCCUCAGCUGUGAUUUCUUACAAAAGAGAACCCACGUUGUUGCGUUCACACAAGGGGCAGGUGUAAUAUAUAAGGAACAUGCACUUUAUUGGUUAAUUUUAUAUAUAUUGUCAUUUUACUGUUCCUGGCGCAUGUAGGUGUGGGUUGGUUCUUCUGUGUGUGACUCUGACUGCAGGACUGUGUGUUUUUUAUUUUUUAUUUUUUUUUAACUCUGAUAACCUCAAAUGUUCUUUUUUUUGUUAGUUUGUUUUAAAAGAACACCUUUAGCAAAGGAAAACUGCAGUCGGGUCACUUCUGCAAGGUGGAGUUUUGCAUAGAACCCGGUCCUGGUUUCUAACUUGAAUUUCUCCCCUGCUUUGAAACGGUGCUGGGCAGUCGUUGGAGCAAGAGCCCUCCCGUAAAUGUGAAGGCUGUGCCAAGAUCCCUCCGUUUGGCCUUUCUUUUAUUUCUACAAACUGGAACUCCAGGACAGGGGCAGAUCACUUAGGAAACAGCUUCA
This is a messenger RNA of Tinamus guttatus (white-throated tinamou), 4386 nucleotides long. The record is from RefSeq and is a predicted model, not a curated record. NCBI's taxonomy places the organism in Eukaryota, Metazoa, Chordata, Aves, Tinamiformes, Tinamidae.